CCUUAUUACACCUAUCAUGGCAUGCAUUUUGCGUAUUGUUGCUCAUUUACUCCUAAACCCUUAAACAAACCUAAAGCUGCAAACCCUUGUCAACCUAGUCCCGCUUGAACACAUACUAGCAGCUGUCCUGUGAAUGACAACUGUAUUGAUUCAAUUGUGUAAGCCUUACUGAGGUUGAAUUUGCCCUUCGAGGUCGCCUUCGGGCGAUAACGCCGCUACAGCAACGCUUCCAACAAGUCGCGUGGGAUUAUGGCGGAUUUUGCCCAGCCGCUGCUCGGGGAGCGCGAACCUCCACCCGCCGAGCGCCGGCCGCAUGCUGCGGUCAUCGUCGAGGAUGACCCGGACUACGUCUCUCCCUUUGGAAAAGACACCACCGGUCAUGCAUUAUACUCGGCAUUAGUCACUCUCACAUUGGGCGUCCUUGGAAGUACCGUCCUCCCAGUGCCGUACGCCUUCUCCAAAACCGGAGUCGCCGCAGGCGUCAUUACCAUGGUCCUCGUCGCCGCUGCCAACGACGCCACCUGUUGCAUGAUGAUCCGCGCCGCAGCGCACACCGGCCUCACAACGUAUGAGCAGCUCGCGGAGUGGGCGGGCGGUCGCAGGGCGCGGCUGUUCACGCAGGGCGCGUUGAUCCUGCUGCUGUUUGGGACGCUGUGCGGCGGUCUGGCCUUCCUGUCGGAUGUGGCGCGGGUGAUGGUCAACCAGGGUCUGGGUCCGGGCAGUGCCCCGCCCCUGUUGGAGCAGGACGGGCGGCCGGUGAUGGUUCUGACGGUGCUGCUGGUGCUGCUGCCGCUGUGCAUGCAGCGACACAUUCGUCAGUUCGAGAAGGCCGCCACGGUGGGAGUGGUGGUGGUGGUGGCGCUGUGCGGCAUCAUCGUGGCCCGCGCCCUGCAGCUGCGCUUCCCCGCGGUGGCGGACGGGGAGCUGCAGGUGCUGCACGUGCGGCUGGACGGUCACCUGCCGGAGGCGUUUGCGGUGCUGGGCUUUGCGUUCUACAUGCAGCCCAUGCUGAUGCCGCUGCUCCGGGAGAUGCCCGCCGGCCCUCUGGGCACCCGCCUCACGGAGCGGGCGGUGCACAUCACCCUGUUUGGAGUGGCGUGCGGGGUGUACGGCACGGUGGGGGUGUUUGGAGCCGCCAUCUUUGGAGCGGCCACGGAAAGCAACAUCAUGGUCAACCAGUUGCUCCCCGGCCACCACACCGCCACCCUGAUCCUCUACGCGGCGCUGCUGGGCUACCUCUGCUGCGGCAUGGUCACCACCCACUUUGCGCUGCGGGCCUCCCUGGACCUGCUGCUGGCCGGCCCGGAGGCGCCCUUCACGUGGGCCCGGCAGACGGCGGAGACGCUGGGUAUCCUGGCGGGGGCGACCUGCGUGGCGCUGCUGUUUCCCACGCAGGCUGAGAAGAUCUUUGCACUCACGGGCUGCACCGCUGUGUGCCUCGUGUGCUACGUCAUCCCCGUCUACAUCCACCUGGCAGUGCAACGAGACGCCGACAAGCAGCAACUGCAACUGCAGCUGCUGAAACUGCAACAAGGAGCAGCAGGAGCUGCAGUGCAACCGCAGCAGCAGCAACAGCAGCAGCAGCAGCAACAGCGGUUGGUCGCCAACGGUCGUCUGGGGUCCCUCGCGGAUCCGAUUCUAGCUCCCGCGGGCACUGCAGAAGGAGGGGAGCAGCCACAGCAGCCCCCGCUCCUUUCGUGUCGGAAUGGUGGUAGUGGUCAUGGUAAAGGGGUAAAGCAAGUCGCCGGAAGCAGCAACGGUCACUGUAGCAGCAGCAGUGCCUCAUCUGGUGGUGCCGUUGAAAACAGUUGUAGUGGCGGUUGCUGUCGUUGCUGUCGGGCGGUGGUUGCGGUCGUGCGACGGUACGCCCUGCCGGCGGCUAUCGUGGCGAUUGGUGUAGGGUUCAGCAUGGCUGGGAUAUAUGUGGGGGUUCUCGAUAUCUGGGACUACAUGCAUGCAGGGGCGGGGGGGCAGCAGCCGUCGCCGUCGUCGCCUGAGUCGGAACUGGGGCUUCCUUGGCUGGGCGGGCGCUGAGGGGUGCAAUACAAUGAGGGACAUCUGCGGAGAGGAGAGGCUCAGGAGGCUUGGGGAGGAGGAGGAUGAAGAAUAAGGAGGAGGAUGGCAUAUGAAUGGCGGAAUGUGGAGGGUGGGGGGAGGGGUUGGUUGGCAACUGUAGCAUGGCGAGAGCGGAGGAGGCGCAUCCUUGUGACAGAAGAGGGCAGUAGUAGGGUCGGGCAGAUCGACCCGUGGGUCACUAGAAAGGCCAAUGAAGGGAUAAUUAGAUUCGGGAGGUGUAGAGUUUGUACUUUUGGUCGAGGGCGGCCGCCGGAAGGUGAUGGUUAGGACGGGCGGGGGCUUGACAAAAUUCAUUAAAGGCAUAUGCAUAUGGAUUGCCUUUGGUAUGGAUUGCUUUCCUCCGCGCGGCUGCAUUGGAAGUUCCUGGCUUCUUUAUCCCCUGUGUGGCUGUCCUGUGCAUUGCGUGCUGUCAAAAGUGAAGUCCUCGGUGACAUCUGACAUGGCGAGGGUGUGUAUGAAUUGUAAUCGGACGUAUUUGCCAAGGCGCUGUCAUGUUUGGUACCGCGGAUACCGCUGUCGCCAGCUGGGUGUUGCUUUCCCAGGGACAUGCGGAUAAACAGGAGGUGGAGUGGGGUGUGCGCUUUCCGCUGCUUCUGCAACAAUGAAGGAACCGUGAAGUAGGGGCCCAGACACAGGCAUCCACCCAUGCAUUAUGGCCACAGGGAAGAGGGCAAAGUGAGGAAGGCACUGCACGGGAAAGGGCAGGCAGACGCCCCACGUGAAAGGCAGG
This is a messenger RNA of Astrephomene gubernaculifera, 2806 nucleotides long. Lineage: Eukaryota; Viridiplantae; Chlorophyta; Chlorophyceae; Chlamydomonadales; Astrephomenaceae. The record is from the annotation of a GenBank genome assembly.